GGAAGAGCCGGGCUCGGAGGUUUAAGCCGGUGGGCUAUGCUCCGACUCCCGCUGUCAAACAAUCGGCAGAGCCCGAGGAUCAGGCGGAGGGGGAGUCCAUGCUCUCUGAGGAUCUUCUACAUAAAUUGCAGAGCCCCUGUCCAGAAGUCAGAGAAUUUGCUUGUGCCAACAUCUCCAAGCUUGUCCAGCAAAAGCAAGUCAUCCCUUCUUUUCUACAGAAAGAUGCCGUUCGAUGUCUUGGACCAUUGCUACUUGAUAAGUGUAUGGCUGUGCGUGAAACAGCAGCUGGUGCUCUACGGAACCUAAGCACAUGCGGAGGAUUUGAAGUGUGUGAUGACAUGGUGACCAGAGAUAUCAUGACCCCGUUGGUGGCUCUUUUAAGAGAGUGUUCCACUGGUUUAGAUUCCAGCUUGGUGCCAUCGAUGAAUGGCAAAGACUUACCAAAGAACUAUGUUGAAGAUAUUGCGAACCAGGCUAUUAAUGUGUUGUGGAAUAUGUGUGAAAGCAACAGUAAGCCUUAUCUGUCUUUAAUAAGGAAAAUUGUGUAGACAUUGUUAUCCAGUGCUUAAGCAAGUUCCCAACAAACAUGGAGCUAGCAAUUUCUGCAGCUUACUGUCUACAGACAGUCACCGAAGACAACUCCGACUUGUUGGCCUCCUUGGAUGCUGCUUCCCUGCAGAUAUUGGAAAAUGUUCUUGGAAACACUGCAAUUACAAUGGAGAUGCAGCUUUUAAAAACUUUGGUUGCAGGUACUGUUUGGAACUUGAAAGAAAGGAUUCCUCCUCAUAGCCAGGCUGACUCUAUAAAUGCUAUAAUGAGGAUACUGUCAGAAAUCCUCUCUCUGGAUGCUGGGAAAUUCAUUGUGAAGAUGAAGGAGGUUGAAACUCUGCGUUUAAAGACAGCCGAGUCAGAGGCAGAAGAAGUGUCAGCAAGUCUUGAAGAAAGUGCCUUAAAUGAAGAUGAUGGUAUUGCAGAUGGUGUGAUUAAAGGCUCCAGUCCUACAGAUUUCUCUGAUUUGAACCCAGUAUCAAAUGAAGAGCUCAAGCAAGCAUCCUGUUUAUUGGUGGCUCAGAAAUCUGCACUGGAAAUGAUUGUUAACUUGUGCUGCAGUGAUGAACCAUCUGAUGAUGAAUGGGAAGAGCUCUCUAGCAGCGAUGAGAGUGAAUUUAGCUUAGAGAAGUCUGUGGCUGAUGGAGGCCAGCUUCUUACUCCACUGUGCUUGUCUGCUGAAGUUCACUCAGCUCUCCUUGAUCUCUUCAUCCCAAAAAAGGUAUUUGAUAAGACUUGGUUCCCUGAUGGUAACGCAUUGCAGAUUUGUACACAGAAUGCAACAUGGAAGCCGUUAAUUACAAAGAUGUACAGUGUGCAGUGCAGGGCACUGACUUGUUUACAUAAUGUUUUGUCAGCAUUGGACAUUGAGAGUCUAGGCGGAGCCUCCGCAUUACAGGAACUUUCUCAGCACCUUUCACAAUUAGUCUUCACACAAUUGGAUAUUCCAAAACAGGAUGAAUUUUUAGAAGCUGCAAGCAGUGCUCUGCGAGCAUUGCUAGAGACUAUGGCCUCCAAAGGAAUACCACAGUGUAUGACCCCAGAGCAAGUUAUAAAAUUUGGCGAGGGUUGUGUCGCUAGCAGUAACAGCAGCACAAGGGUGAAUGCUGUCAGUAUUAUUGGGAUUACAGGAAGUGUGCUGGCCAAGAGUGAAAACACUGCAGAAACACUGAAGUUAAUAGGAAGCUUCCUUCUUGGAGUUGCCAGUCAUGAUUCUUCCCUGGUGGUUUCCGGUGGAGCACUGGAUGCCAUUUUUGAUGUAUUUGCUGAUGGUGAUGAAGCGGAGAAGGCUGCUACGGAGCUAAAGUUACUUCAAGCCGUAAAGAAAAUUCAGCCAGCUUUCAAAUCGAAGUUAAGGAAAGAAGGCAGAGAAAAAUACAGUACAGACCAGUUGUGCGUCCUGGACAAUGUCAGAACAAACCUCAGACGUUUCAUUUCUUACCUGCAAACUGUGGAGAAAAAACCCUCAAAGGCUAAAUGA
This is a messenger RNA of Staurois parvus, 2029 nucleotides long. Lineage: Eukaryota; Metazoa; Chordata; Amphibia; Anura; Ranidae. The record is from the annotation of a GenBank genome assembly.